CGGAACCUCUCUCUCUCUCUCAAACCCAAAUAUAUUGUUGACUCUUGAGAGAAAGAAAGAGAGCCAAGCAUGUCGAUCGAAAUGCCCAAAGGGCUCCCCUUUUCAGUUGAUACAUGGAGCCCUUGUUCAAAGAGAAAGAGGCACCAUUUCUUAACCCACGCCCACAAAGACCACUCCAUUGGCAUCUCCUCCCACUUUUCUUACCCAAUUUACUCCACCCAUCUCACCAAAACCCUCCUUCUUCAACACUACCCCAAGCUUGAUGAAUCUUUGUUUCUGGGCAUUGAGGUUGGCCAAUCUGUAGUCAUUGAUGACCCGGAUGGAGUCUUCACUGUUACGGCUUUCGAUGCCAAUCACUGUCCUGGAGCUGUCAUGUUCUUGUUUGAAGGCGAUUUUGGUAAUGUCCUCCACACCGGAGAUUGCAGACUCACACCCGAAUAUCUGCAACGUCUACCAGACAAGUACCUUGGUAAGAAAGGGAAAAAGCCUAGGUGUCAACUCAAUUAUGUUUUUCUAGAUUGCACGUUUGGAAAAUACUAUCAAAGUUUUCCCAGCAAACAUUCAGCAAUCCAGCAGGUCAUUAAUUGUAUAUGGAAGCAUCCUGAUGCAACUGAGGUGUAUUUAGCCUGUGAUCUCCUUGGUCAGGAAGAUAUAUUGGUUGAUGUGUCCCGUACAUUUGGAUCAAAGAUAUAUGUUGACAAAGUCUCCAAUCCUGAGUAUUUUGAUGCUCUGACAGUCAUAGCUCCUGAAAUCAUAUCCCAAGAUCCGUCUUCACGCUUCCAGGUGCUUGAUGCAUUUCCAAAACUCAACGAGAGAGCCAAAGCAAAGCUUGCAGAGGCCCAUGUUAACUUAAAACCUGAGCCUCUCAUAAUCCGUCCUUCAGCACAGUGGUAUGCUUGUGAGGUAGAAUUGCUAGAUAACGAAAGUCAAAGAAAACUGAGAUUCAAUGAAGCAGUAAGGGACCAAUUUGGUGUUUGGCAUGUUUGUUACUCAAUGCACUCGUCCAGGGAUGAAUUAGAGUGGGCUCUGCAGCUUCUAUUACCUAAAUGGGUUGUUUCAACCACCCCCAGUUGCAGGGCUAUGGAGCUGAAUUAUGUUAAGAAGCACUGUUUGACCUCUCGAAUAUCUCCUACUGAUCCUCUUUGGAAACUUCUAGACAUUAGUAUGGAACCUUCUUCAGUUGCAGAAGUAUCAAUUGAUUAUGGGGGAUCUCCAGUGUCUGAAGAGCUCAAUCAAAGUCCUGCAGAUUCUCAAUUGCAACUGAUAAGUAAAUCUGCUUCCCCGAAAAAGUUCUUUAGUUUCUCUCCUCCUAGGAAAAGACCGUUUGUCACAUUGUUUGGUAGAGCUAGGUUUGGUUUCCAAGAAUUGGCUAUUCAGCACAAAGAGGCAAAAAUUUUAUACCUAAAAGAUAAACCUUUUCAAGAAGUGGGCAACAGAGUUGGAGCAAAUUUGUCUGGUGAGGGGGAAGAAAACAGUGAACACAGAUGCUGCAGCAAGAAUUUGGUGAAAAAGGUAGAGGAAAAUGCUAAUGAAUUACAAUGUGAAAAGCCAGGGGAGAGAAGGUCUGAACUGGAGCAUGUACAACUCACUUCAUGGGAUGAACGUAAUCAGAAGUAUGAGCUGGAAAAGAAAAGACUAAUUGAACCAGAAGCUCAAAAUGUUUCUUGUUCUCUGAUUGGGUCAUCAAAGUGCUUCAAUGAAAGAUUCAGAAAAUUAUACAGGUCAAUGAAUGUGGCUGUGCCUCAGCCGCUUCCUUCUCUAGUCGAACUUAUGAAUGCCCGCAAGCGUGCUAAGAGGAGAGUUGAUUUCUCUUCUUUUAAUUAAGACACAAGUCCAGUCUCUGAUUAUCAGACUGGCAAGAAAAGAACAGUAUAGUUGUAUAGCACAUAUUUAUGUUUCCCGUCGGCCAGAUGAAGAUAGUUAUUGUGGUGGGUAUGGAGAAAGAUACACCAGUUGGGUGCCCUGGUUAUAGAAAUUGCAGAAUAAGAGAUUUGCCUGUUGUAAAAGUUCAUGGCAUAGCCGCACCAUAUAGGACAUGAAAUUUUACAGCAGUUAAUUUAUGUCCAAUUGUGUAAGUCAAAACAUGACUUGUAAUCAUUAAAUAUUCAAAUAUUCAAAAUUGUAGCAUUGGAUGGUUAAUGUCAUUGUAAGAGCUGAUUCAUUAUCA
Molecule: messenger RNA, 2167 nt
Organism: Rosa chinensis
Lineage: Eukaryota; Viridiplantae; Streptophyta; Magnoliopsida; Rosales; Rosaceae
Exons: 4
Coding region: 70-1824 (584 amino acids)
Biological process (GO): protection from non-homologous end joining at telomere; double-strand break repair via nonhomologous end joining; interstrand cross-link repair
Molecular function (GO): damaged DNA binding; 5'-3' DNA exonuclease activity
Source: RefSeq, a predicted model, not a curated record